AAAACAGACGAAUGUAUAUACUGUAGUCCAAUCUUUGAAAAAUAUCCAAAUUAAUUAAAUAUUUUCAAAAUGAAGACCUCACGAACUAAAAAAGUCCGAAAAACUCUUGGAUUUUAUGUAAACAAUUAUAAAUUUCAUCAACCUUUUCAAGUUCUUAUUGAUGGUACAUUUGCAUUUGCAGCAUUACAGAACAAAUUUAACAUACAGAAGCAACUUGGCAGGUACUUCCAAUCUGAAACGAAGUUGCUAACAACAGCAUGCAUCAUCUUGGAAACUGAGAAACUUGGUACAUUCUCUCCAGCAGUUAACGGUGCUAUGCAAAUAGUAAAACAGUAUGUUUUACAUAGAUGUGGACAUGAAAAGAAACCAAUAAGUGGCUCAAAAUGUUUUUUGUCUAUGAUAGGAAAAGAUAAUAGUGCAAGAUAUAUCAUUGCAACACAAGAUCGUGAGCUUCAAGAUAAAGUGAGGAUAAUUCCGGGAGUUCCAUUAAUUUAUUUACAUGGAAAAGUACCCACAUUAGAUUCUCCUUCAGAGGCGAGCCGUAAACAUGCUGAAGCUAUGCAAAAAGGUUUAGGUGGUAUAUCUACAUGGGAAAAAGAAAAUGUAAAAGCAUUGCGAAAGCAAGCAGGGCUAGAAGAAAAAGAAACUAAACUGAAGAAGAAAAAGAAAAAGGGAGGACCAAAUCCACUUAGUUGUUUAAAGAAAAAGAAAAAACCAGAAGCAAUAUUGAAGAAAAAUGGUAUAAAAUCUGGCAAGGUCAGAAGAAGAAAAAGUAAAAUAGCGCCACAUAUCAAAGAAGCUUUAUUAGCAGAACUGAAGAAUAAACAUAGGACAUAAAAUUGUAUGUAUGUGAAUUAUGCAAAUUUUGAACACAUGUAUUCUGUGAAUACAAUAUAUAAAAAUUAAAAUUUUUUUUUAAAUUAGAA
Molecule: messenger RNA, 926 nt
Organism: Cyphomyrmex costatus
Lineage: Eukaryota; Metazoa; Arthropoda; Insecta; Hymenoptera; Formicidae
Product: rRNA-processing protein UTP23 homolog
Exons: 3
Coding region: 70-837 (255 amino acids)
Cellular component (GO): small-subunit processome
Source: RefSeq, a predicted model, not a curated record